AAAUCUAAUAAGCAUCUGAGGAACAAAAAAAUGAUGAUCAUCACAAGAACAUCUGUCUUUGCUUUCCUACAAUUGCUAAUGAUUGAAUCAGCAGUAGGCCAGGCUCUGGUGAAGCCUGGUUGUAAAGAGCAUUGUGGGAAUGUCAGCAUUCCAUACCCCUUUGGAAUCAGAGCAUAUUGCUACAUGCACAAAGAGUUCGAGGUCUCCUGCAGCGAAACUUCCAACCUCCCUACAAAUUUACUAACCAGCAUAGACACUGAGGUGCCGUAUUUCUCUCUUGAUCACAGUAUAGUUAAUGUCAAAAUACCAAUCAUCUCCCAGCAGUGUUCUGUAAGUUUGAAUUUUUUGGAUUUCUCGGUAAGUCCUCUCAUGUCCUACAAAAGGAGAAUGUUGUUGCUCCCUGAGGGAUAUGUUCCACCUCUGUUAGACUGGGUGAUUACUGAUGAGGAUGCAUCACAAUUACCAUAUAGAUAUGAUCAUGCAUUUAAUUGUUCCCAGUUUAAUGGCCUCUUGAGUGCAAGAAAACAUUAUCUGCGCAUCAAUCUUGAGUGCAAGAAAACAUUAUCUGCUCCCUUAGACAAAGUCAAGCCUUUCAUCUCAGCCACCAUACCCGAAUAUCUAGUUGGUAUUAGCCUAGGGUUAGGAGAAGUGUGUUUACCUAUUGUUAAGAAGUCCAAAAUACUGCAUAAAGAGAAAGUUAAAGAGUUCAUCAAUGAGGUGGUUAUUCUUAGACAAAUUAAUCACAGAGAUAUUGUUAAGUUAUUAGACUAUUGUUUGGAAACUAAAGUUCUUGUGCUUGUUUAUGAAUUCAUCUCCAAUGGGAUACUUUUCCAGUACAUACAUGAUUACAAUGAGGACUUCCCAUUAACCUGGGAAAGAAGGUUAACAAUUGCAGCAGAAGUUGCAGGUGCACUUUCCUACUUGCACUCAGCAGCCUUCAUUUCCAAUUAUUAUAGAGAUGUCAAGUCCUCAAAUAUUCUACUAGAUGAAAAGUACAUGGUAAUAGUUUCAGACUUUGGGACAUCAAGAUCAAUUGCCAUUGAUAAAACUCAUUUGACCACAAAUGUAAAGGGCACAUUUGGGUACUUGGACCAUGAAUAUUUCCAGUCAAGUCAAAUUAUAGAAAACAGUGAUGUUUACAGUUUUGGAUUUGUCCUUGUUGAACUUUUAACUAGAGAAAAACCAAUUUCUUUAGUAGGGAUGGAGAAAGUGGAAGCAAGAAGUUUGGCCUGACAUUUCAUUUUUUGCAUGGAAGAGAAUAAACUCUUUAAUAUUCUUUUUUUUUUUUUUGGAUAAAAUGUAAAUCUUAUUAUCCAAUAUAACUGUUUGUACAAUAAAACAGCUAAUAUGCUGCUACAAAGCAAAAGAAACUGUCAAAAGGAAUGAUUAAAACUGUACAAACAAUACAAAGGUUAAUGUUUCACAAUUGUCUCAAGACCCCAUUUGCAUGCAAUCCCCAUGGGUAGGAGAGAAGAGUUUGGUCGAGAAAAAUCCAAAAUCUUACUCCUUACCUCAAAUUGAAUGUCUUGAACAAUCAUGCUCUCUACUUUAAAAAGCUGUUGGUGAAACCUUCUGUUUCUUUCCAACCAUGUGUGGUAGAUUGCUGCAUUCCAAGCUAAUUUGAUUAGCAAAUUGUGUAAAGACUUCCUUCUAAGUUUUUUACCCAUCCAUUGUAAUAAAACUUGCCAAGAGUC
Messenger RNA from Rubroshorea leprosula, 1694 nucleotides. The record is from the annotation of a GenBank genome assembly. Lineage: Eukaryota; Viridiplantae; Streptophyta; Magnoliopsida; Malvales; Dipterocarpaceae.